UUCGCCGGUCGACGGCUGUGCAAACCAUUCACGUCACGUGGAAGAAAAUUUCUGCUUUCUGAGUCCUGACCAUCGCAAGUUCUCAACCGUGCCGCAAUGCAUCUCAUGUAUACUCUGGAUGAGGCUGGGAACCGUAUUUACACACUCAAGAAAUUGACUGAUUCGGGCCGUAUCACAAAGUCUGCACAUCCCGGUCCGUUCACCUCCUUGUGCACGCUAGCCCGUCCCCUUAUCUGUUCUCCCGUGCACUACAGCCCCCGGCGAGACCUCUGUGAUCAUGGCUGUCCUCGCAAUCUCUAUAUCUCUGGCGAAGAAGAGCAAAUGAUGCGCGAGGGAUCAGUCAUGCAGCAACCCAAGAACGAGGAUUCUAUCGAUGAGAACGGGAUCCGAACUACAAUUGAGUAUACCGUGAACGAGGAUGGUAAGAGAGUAAAGAUCAUCAGACGCAGCAAGCGCACACUGCAAAAGUCUGUUGUCGACCAUGCUGUCGCAGAGCGCUUGAAAUGGGCCAAAUUCGGACGAGACAAGGGCUCAGCCAAGGGCCCCGAUCGAGCUACGACUACUGUUGGAGAGGAAGUCUUCCUGAAAAUCAGUGCCGGCAACAAGAGUGCCAGCGACGAUAAAGUGGAAGAGGAGAGUGCGAAGACAAAACUUACCAAGGCUGGUGCUGGCAAGGUCGUGUGUCGGCUGUGUAAGGGAGAGCACUUUACUGCCAAAUGUCCUCACAAGGAGGCUCUGGCUGGUUUGGAGAUGGAUCCCGCUGCUGUCGACGAGUCGGGUGCUGCUGAAGCUUCCGGCCCUGCUCACGGUCUCGCUGGAAACGCUACUGGGAAAUACAUUCCUCCCAGUCAACGCAACCCGCGUGGACCUGGUGCUCCGGGAGCUCCGGGUGCACCGGGAGGUCGCGACGAUCUGCCGACACUCCGUGUCACGAAUCUGUCGGAGGACACGCAAGAAAACGAUCUCAGGGAGCUCUUUGGUGUCUUCGGUCGGGUCGCACGUGUUUACGUUGGUCGGGAUCGCGAGACGGGUGCUGGAAAGGGCUUUGCGUUUGUCAGCUUCGAGGAAAGAUCUGUUGCACAGAAGGCGAUGGAAAAGGUGAACGGCAGAGGUUAUGACAAUCUGAUCUUGAGCGUCCAGUGGAGUCAACCCCGUCCGGAACAGCGAUGAUCUCCAGCAACAUCCUCUUCGCUACGAAUUGUACUCCUUCGCAUGUGUAUUUGACUGUCGUCCCUGUACCUCGAGACCAUACUGUUCAGGCAAGAGCAUGUGCCAUGAAAUAGUGCUCCGUUGAAUCGCAGCCUCUCGUGUAAAAUACCGCUUGGCAACCACCUCCAUUUUGUGAUGACCUAUAGUGAUCAUUUGAGCAUUCAGACCCUCUACGAAGCUUCUUUGAUAUGUG
Molecule: messenger RNA, 1402 nt
Organism: Mycena citricolor
Lineage: Eukaryota; Fungi; Basidiomycota; Agaricomycetes; Agaricales; Mycenaceae
Source: the annotation of a GenBank genome assembly